Messenger RNA from Neurospora tetraspora, 1891 nucleotides. RefSeq lists its product as uncharacterized. Gene Ontology annotation, cellular component: cytoplasm; membrane. The transcript has a single exon. The record is from RefSeq and is a predicted model, not a curated record. Gene Ontology annotation, molecular function: Delta24(24-1) sterol reductase activity; FAD binding. NCBI's taxonomy places the organism in Eukaryota, Fungi, Ascomycota, Sordariomycetes, Sordariales, Sordariaceae. The coding region runs from base 185 to 1774 and encodes 529 amino acids. Gene Ontology annotation, biological process: steroid metabolic process.
GUCCGCGGUCCACAAAAUUUCCGACUUCACCUCACCUCACGUCUUACAACGUCCGGUCUCAGGUCUCACAACUCCGAUCCGGUCCGGCAGUUUGAGGCAACACCCUCCAGGAAUGAGCCACUGAGCUCAUUACAACACCACCACUUCAACCCACCAAGCACCACGGAGGUCCCUCUCACUCACCAUGACCGGCGCCAACACCAUCGCCGCCGCCCUCGAGCGCCACGCCACCACCGUCACCCGCCUCUCCAGCCAAAUCUCCUCCUUCUACGCCUCCCGCCUGCCCUACCGCAUCUUCCACGGAUCCACCAACUCGACGCGCCCGCCCACGCAAAAAGGCAACACCAAAUUCGUCGACAUUUCUUCUCUGAACAAUGUCCUGUCGGUCGACCGUCAGACCAAAACCGCGCUGGUAGAGCCCAACGUGCCGAUGGAUAAGCUGGUGGAGGCCACGUUGCCGCAUGGCUUGGUCCCGCCGAUUGUCAUGGAGUUCCCAGGUAUCACGGCCGGAGGAGGGUUUGCGGGUACCGCGGGGGAGUCUAGUUCGUUCAGACAUGGGUUUUUUGAUGAUACCGUUAGGGAGGUGGAGAUGGUUCUGGGCAAUGGGGAGGUUGUCAAGGUGAGGAAUCCGGAGAUUGCGGCCAAGUCCGAGGGGGUGACUGGGGAGGUGGAAAAGGGGGAUCUAUUCCGUGGAGCGGCCGGCGCUGUCGGUACCUUGGGAACAACGACGCUCCUGGAGGUCCAACUGAUGGAAGCCAAAAAAUUCGUCAAAACCGAGUACAAGCGCGCCAGCAGCGUCGCCGAAGCAAUCCGCAUGGUCCGCGAAGAGACCCAGCGCGGGGACAACGACUACGUAGACGGCAUCCUCUUCAGCAAAGACCACGGCGUGGUGGUAACCGGCAAACUGGUCAACGAGCUCCCCUCCGACGUCCCGACGACCAAACCUCAAACCUUCAGCGGCGCCUGGGACCCCUGGUUCUACCUACACUGCCAAGAAAAGACUCUCUCUUCCCAAACCGCGACCGACUACGUCCCCCUAGCCGAGUACCUCUUCCGCUACGACCGGGGCGGCUUCUGGGUCGGCGCCGCGGCCUUCCAGUACUUCAGCUGGGUGCCCUUCACGCGCCUCACGCGCUGGUUCCUAGACGACUUCUUGCACACGCGCAUGAUGUACCGCGCCUUGCACGGGUCUGGCGAGUCGGCGCGGUUCGUGGUGCAGGACAUCGCCAUGCCGUUUGAGACGUCGGAGGAGUUCAUCGAUUACACGUCCUCCUCCCUCGGAAUCUGGCCGCUGUGGCUUUGUCCGUUGAAGCGGAGGGCGCCGCCUACGUUCCACCCGCAUACCACACGCCCUGGCACUGACCCUGCCGAUGAAAAGGCACAGGACGACAUGAUGCUCAACAUCGGCGUCUGGGGCUGGGGCCCGGACAAGCCGGCGGAGUUUGUGGCGAAGAAUAUCGAGUUGGAGAAUAAGGUGCACGAGUUGGGUGGUAUGAAGUGGUUUUAUGCGCAUACGUAUUACGAGCAGGAAAAGUUCUGGAAGAUGUACGGUGGACGGGAGUGGUAUGAUCAGCUGAGGAAGAAGUACAAUGCUGAGACGCUGCCGACGGUGUGGGAUAAGAUUCAUGUGGAUGCGGAUAAGGCGGGUAAGAAGCAGAGGCAUUGGUUGUUGGCUAAGAAGCCUAUUGGUGGGUUCUAUGGUAUUUGGAAGAGCAUUCAGAGCAAGGAUUACUUCUUGCAUAGGAAGGCGGAGUGGAAGUGGAAGGGGGAGUAGUCUGGGUUGUGCGUGUUACUGGCUGUAAGAGUUAUUUGUGUUUGUUUGUAUAGAUGUAGAUGAUGUGGUGGAAAAGUAAAUACCCCUUUUUAGAAUUGUACAAAAGUUUGUCAACGA